AUGCCUGGCAAAUUCAAAGAGGAGACCGUAGGCUCCAGUUGGAGGGAGAAUCUUCAACAACUAGAUACAGUGGGUAGUGCCGUUGGAUCAGAUAUCACAAACAUUCAAUUCAUUCUUGGGCCGGUGCUAGUGUCCGUUGUUUCCGGUGUUGGCGUUACUGUGACCGGAUACUACGCCCCAUUCCUGAUCCCAAGCUCCGUGGUUUCAGUCAUUGAAACAGGGUUGGUGAUGAAUUUCAAGCCCACGACGGGGCAUGACCAUUGGAUCAGAUACCAACUAUGGUCGGCAUCGGCAUCGGUCUGGGACUCCAACAACCUCUCUCAUCGUGGCGCAAACCGUCCUCCCUCUGACCGAGAUUCCCAUUGGAACCGCCGUGGUAAUGUCUUUGCCAAUCAGCUGAAAGUCGAUCUCACCCGUGAUGUUCCAGACCUUGACCCAGAUGUUUUGAUCGGCUCGGGUGCGACUAGCAUCCAACAAUUAGUCUUCGCAAAGGAUCUUCCGGCUGUUAAAAAUGCCUACAGCCACUCGCUGACCAUGGCUUUCUUGGUCGCAAGCAUUAUGGCUUCGCUGAUGCUGCUGGGCUCAGUGGCGGUCCAAUCGAAGAAUAUCAAGAAGAGACCACUUGAGCCCAAGGGAGAUCUACAGCCCUCUGCUACGAGUUCAGGAGAUACGAAGAAGGAGGUGGUCUAA
Molecule: messenger RNA, 690 nt
Organism: Penicillium antarcticum
Lineage: Eukaryota; Fungi; Ascomycota; Eurotiomycetes; Eurotiales; Aspergillaceae
Product: major facilitator superfamily transporter
Exons: 5
Coding region: 1-690 (229 amino acids)
Source: RefSeq, a predicted model, not a curated record